AUGGACCCUGUAGACGAAUUCAAACUGGCCGCAGCGCUCUUCAUCUGGGCGCUGGGGCUCGUGGGCGGCGUCGCGCCGCUGCUGAGCAGCCAGCGCGUCAGCAAGCGCGCCAGCAGCGUCCUCAACAUGGUGGCGGCCGGCAUCUUCCUGGCCAGCUCGUGCAUGCACCUGCUGCCGGACGCGCAGAACAACGCAGCGCUCACCGAGUGGGGCUGCGAGCACACGGCUGAGGUCUUCCUGGCCGUCCGCACGCGCUACGACGGCGACAACACGCGCUGCUUCAAGUGGGCCAACUUUUUCUACGGCUGCGGCUUCCUCAUGGUGCUGCUCAUCGAGGUGCUCGCGCACGCGCUGCAGCGGCACUACGGCAAGGUGCAUGGCCACGGGCACUCGCACGGCACGGAGCAGGAGCGGGACGCGCUUCUGGCCAUUGAGGUCACGCGCGCUGCCGAAGUGAACAGCCUUCCCAAGUCGAACGGUCACUCCCAUGGUGGCCACUCGCACGGGCACUCGCACGGACGGGUGGAGACGGGGGCGUACGGCACCCAAGGUGAGGCCACGGAGCUGACGGUGCACGGCGAAGACAUCAAGGAGGAGCCGCACUCGCACAUCCACGGCAUCGUCAAGGGCAACCCCAUUCUGGCGCUGGUCGUGUUCAUCGCACUGUCCUUCCACUCGGUGAUGGAAGGCAUGGGCAUGGGCGCCUCGAGCUCACCGGCGUGGGACAUCCUCGUCGCCAUCUUGGCGCACAAGUCGCUGGCUGCGUUCGCGCUGGCGCUCGAGUUCCUGCACCACAACGUCUCGCGGAAGCAGCUGCUCUCGUCGGUGGCCGUCUUCUCGCUCAUGACGCCGACGGGAAUCCUGUUCGGCCGGCUCCUGGUAGACACCAACCACGCGACGCCCGCGGGCGGCGUGUGCGCUGCGUUCGCCGGCGGCACCUUCCUGUUCGUCGCCAUCAUGGAGAUCAUCCCGCAGGAGCUGCAGGACCCGCGGUAUCAGUUGGAGAAGUGCUCUGCUCUGCUUGCCGGCUACGGCGCCAUGGGUGUGCUCUCGCUCUGGACCUAA
This is a messenger RNA of Phytophthora sojae, 1065 nucleotides long. RefSeq lists its product as hypothetical. Gene Ontology annotation, biological process: zinc ion transmembrane transport. NCBI's taxonomy places the organism in Eukaryota, Oomycota, Peronosporomycetes, Peronosporales, Peronosporaceae. The record is from RefSeq and is a predicted model, not a curated record. Gene Ontology annotation, molecular function: zinc ion transmembrane transporter activity. The transcript has a single exon. The coding region runs from base 1 to 1065 and encodes 354 amino acids. Gene Ontology annotation, cellular component: membrane.